Cornus florida is the source of this 2477-nucleotide messenger RNA. RefSeq lists its product as uncharacterized. NCBI's taxonomy places the organism in Eukaryota, Viridiplantae, Streptophyta, Magnoliopsida, Cornales, Cornaceae. The transcript is spliced from 2 exons. The coding region runs from base 351 to 2303 and encodes 650 amino acids. The record is from RefSeq and is a predicted model, not a curated record.
AGCAUAGAACACUACCACUAUUUGCAGAUCCAAAAGAGAGAAGAACACGAACUUCUUACUUCUCUUGACAAUAGCGUUCACCUUAAUCCUUUCUUUUUUCAAACCUCAAAAACUGUUUAUUUGAGGAGUAUCAUAUAAGCAACUUCUCCUUUUGAACCCAAAAUCUAAAAAAAUCUUCAACUUUGUCGCUAAUCAUUUCCCAAUGUCAUAAAAAAAGGCAACUUUUGCAUCAUUAUUUCAGGAUCUGAAGGACUCAUCUCUCUUGUACCAGAAGUUGAAUUAUUGAUAAAGAUUAGAUUUUCCCAGAAGUGGUUCACUCUCAUAUAAGUGAAGAUUUAAGGAAAUUCAUCAUGUACAAGAUGUCACCCCGUAGGGUCCAGAGAUCGAAAGGUUUCAAGGUAAAGCAUGCUCUGCAGAUAACGCUAUUGGUUGGUGUUUGUAUCUGGCUGCUUUACCAAGUCCAACAUUCCCGUAACAAGAAGGCAGCAUUUGAAGAAAACACCAAAAUCUCUCAGAAGUUACAGAAUGGGAAUGAAAUCGUUAAGUUAGGGAGGAAGGAUAUUCAUCCUCAUUUCCAUCCUCAUUUGGAGGAAGAGACCACUGAGGAUGAGAGGCACAAGGUGGAAGAAGAAGAAGAAGAAAACAAACUGUACCGUGAAGAAAGCAAGCCCGAGGAGGGUGAGAGUGAAGAAAAAGCGGUUGGAGAUGAUGAAAUGCGUGAUGAUCAAGAGAAAGAAAGAGAGGAAAGUGAGCAUAGAGAGGAGUCUGUAGAUAGAGAAAAGGAAAUGGAGGAGAACAAGGAGAAGGAAAUACAUGUGGUGGAGAAGGAAGAAAACAUUGAGAACAAGAAUAAAGAGGAAGGUGAAGAUGGCAAGGAGAAAGAAGGUGGAGGGGAGACUCAGGAGAGUGAACAGAACAAAGAAGAGAAUGAAGAGAAGGAAAAUAAAGAGGAUGAUAGGGAAGAGAGGAAAGAAAAGCAGAGUGGAGAGGAAAGUGAACCAAACAAAGAGAGAGAAAAUGUAGAGAAUAAGAGUGAAGAGAAGGAAAUGAAAGAAGAGAAGGGAGAGGGAAACGAUAACAGAAGUGAAGAGACUAAAGAGAAGGAAAGUGAAGCGAAGGAAAUUGAGCAGAAUGAAGCUGGUAGAGGGACAGAAAAUGAAGAGAAAGAAACGGAAGAGAGUAAAGAGAAGGAGAUGGAUGGCAAAGAGGGGGAAAAUGAAAUAGAGAAGAACGAGAAGGAAGGUAAGAUUGAAAAUGUUGUUUCGUCAGAGGAUCAGGUCCUUGAUGGAAAUGAUGGGAAAAAUGAGGAGGCAACAGAGGAGCACCAGAAGGGAGAUGAUUCUUCCAGUGAAGUGGUACAGGAUUCUCAAAAUACGACUGACGUCACUGAACAUGAGAAAGUUUCAGACAACUCAAGUGAGGAAGAGCAAUUAAAGAGCAAGGAAUCCAACAAUUCUGAGGAGAACAAUACAAGUAACACAGAAGUAAUUAAUGUAAAUCACGAGUCGGACUCCAGUGAGAGAGAGAGUGAAGCAGUUGAAAAUAACAAUCCUUCAAAUUCAACUGCCAAUGAAGAGAAGGGUAACGAGACCAUUCUACUGGAGACAGAGAAUAGCUCCCAUCCUAAUACAACAGGAAUGGAAGACUUUAAUGAACAGCAGCAAGCAAGCGAUAACUCCUUGCCAAUUGAUGCAGGAAACUUCAAUUCAUCCUUACAAAAUGUAGGUGACAUGACUAAUUCUUCUCAAAAUCAAGACAGCACAUUCGAAAACACUGUUUCUGAAAGAGACAACAUGCAUACUACUUUAAAGGAGCAAACUGAGAAAACGGACACAAUUGGCAGCAGUGAAAAUUCAGAAUCAGCAAAUCCUUCCACGACAACUGAGAAUACGGACUCAGCAAAUGGAGAAUUCACAGAUUCUUCGAAUAAUGCCGAAUCUGUUGUUUUGAAUGGACAUAAUGUCCAAGCAGAGAACAGUUCCGAAACAUCAACCACAAAUGAGAAUGAUGACGUGGUCCCAAACAAGAAGUCUGGUACUGAUUCUGAACCAGGAGCAGAAGAAAAGGCGACAACCUUUAAUGAAAAUGAAAAUGCAGAUGCAGGCAGAAACGAAUCAGCUAAUCAUGAGAAAGAGGCAUCCUCAAACUCAAAUGAAAGCACCGAUGCCUCCCAGCACGAUGCAGUUGAUUCUUCCGAUUCUUCAGUCCUACAAGAAGAAAAAGAUGCUCGCACAGAUCUGGGAACCUUGCCAGAUAUCCAAACUGGUGUUACCAGCAACAAUGAAGACGCGGUCGCAAAGUGACAUCUUCUCACAAGCUGGGUGUAAGUUUGCAUUGUCAGAUGGCAAUUCAUAAUCAUUAAGAUUGUUGUUAUUUUUUAUUUUUUCUCUUACGUUCUUGAUUCCAAAGGUAAACAAUCGAAUUUGUAGUAUGCAUGACCUUUUGAAAUUUGCUGGUUUGUGCUUUUUAUCGUAUAA